AUGGGGAGGUCUUGCUCUCACUGGUGGCAUGCACCAGUCUACUUCACCAUCUCCAUAGCCCUAGCUUUCAUAGCAAUCUCCACACCUCUGCAUUCCAAUCUCAAGAAUGCAGCAUCUCCGCCACCCUCUAAUUCCAUCACCCACCACCUCUUAUCCAAUGCCUCCCGAGCUCUCCGGCGAUCAGGCUUCACCGUCAUCGCCACUCUUCUUCAGGUCUCCCCUGAACUAUUCCUUUCUUCUCAUGAAUAUUUCACCAUCUUUGCCAUCAAAGACUCCGCCAUCUCCAACUUCUCCCUCCCUCCAUGGCUCAUGAAACACCUCUUUCACUACCAUACCUCUCCUUCCAAGCUCUCUAUGCACGACCUCUUGGAGAAACCCUCAGGAAGCUGCCUCUCGACGCUUCUGCAACACAAGAAACUCUCAAUCACCAAGACUGAUGCGACCCAGAGGUCGGUGGAGAUCAACCAUGUCUUGGUGUCUCAUCCUGAUGUCUUUCUUGGAGGACCUAUCUCAGUUCAUGGCGUUCUUGGGCCAUUCUCUCCAUUGAAUCCCCAAGAUUUCCAAGAAUCUCAAUGGGGUUCUAUCCAAACACCCAUCUGUGGUUCCAACUCCAGCGUUGUGGAGUCCAGGAACUUGGUGGAGUGGCCUAAGAUCAUCAGAAUGCUGAGCUCAAACGGCUUCGUCUCUUUCGCAGUUGGACUACACACUGUUCUUGGUGGGGUUGCUCAAGAUUUCACAAGCUUGAGCUCUGUCACCAUCUUUGCCCCUCCAGACUUGGCUCUGUCAGCUUCUCCUUCGCCAUUGCUGGACAGAAUUGUGAGGUUUCACAUACUUCCUCGGAGGCUUUCGUACAUCGAACUCGCUUCAUUGCCCCAGAAAGCAAAGAUUGGAACUCUUCUCCCUGAUCGUGAUCUUGAGGUUACUGGAAGAGUGAAGAACUCUUCUCAAGUGUUGGUCAUCAAUGGAGUAGACAUAGUGGCACCUGAUGUUUUCUCAUCCAAGAAGUUCAUCAUCCAUGUAAUUUCUCGAGCUUUCAAGCUAGCUGAGCUUCCCAAUGCCUUCUGAUUUAGUACGUAUAGGUGCUGGUAAUGGCGAUUUCUGAUUUCCAUCCAGUUCAAUUCAUCUUUUAUAGUUUUAAAUUCAAAGAAAAAUUGGUUCUACAGUUCCCUAAUGAG
Vitis riparia (riverbank grape) is the source of this 1175-nucleotide messenger RNA. Its product is annotated as fasciclin-like arabinogalactan protein 21. The record is from RefSeq and is a predicted model, not a curated record. Bases 1 to 1065 code for a protein of 354 amino acids. The transcript has a single exon. Lineage: Eukaryota; Viridiplantae; Streptophyta; Magnoliopsida; Vitales; Vitaceae.